CCAGAGCGGAAGUUGUUCUGUGUCUCUUCUAACUUGACGUAUGGACAGACUCCGAUGGAUCUGCAGCAGAAGAAGUAACGUUGGAGCGCAGUAACGGACAGUUUGGAGCUCUGCGUUUCACUCAGCUAUGCAUUUCCGGGAGUGGUUACGGUCACUUCGCUCCAGCUCUGGAUUUAAAGGAUCAGAAUCGGAGGAUUUGUGGAGUCUCCUGCCAUCUUUGCCUCUGUCCUCCUUCUCCCUGUCCUCCCUGUCUCUGUCUCCGUCCUCUCUGCUGGGCUUAGGAGCUCUGGCCUCCCUCACCGCCUACUGGCUGGUGACCCGUCCUCGACCCAUGCGUCCUCCCUGUGAUCUGCAAGCCCAGUCUGUAGCAGUCAACGGAGAUCCCGGCUGCAGGCGGUCGGCUCUUCUUCAAGAUGACUCUCUGCUGGAGUUCUACUAUGAGGACACCAGGACGGCCUAUGACAUGUUCCAGAGAGGCCUGAGGAUCGCAGGAAACGGCCCGUGUCUUGGCUUCAGGAAGCCCGGUCAGCCCUACCAGUGGAUCUCCUACACUGAGGUGGCUCAGCAGGCACAUAUUCUGGGCUCUGGGCUGCUGGCAAAAGGCUGCCAGCCGAAUUCCCAGCAAUUUGUUGGGAUAUUUGCACAGAACAGGCCAGAGUGGAUCAUCUCAGAGCUGGCCUGCUACACCUACUCCAUGGUGGUGGUGCCUCUGUAUGACACACUGGGGCUGGAGGCAAUGGUCCACAUCCUCAACCUUGCCGAGAUCUCUCUGGUGAUCUGUGACCGGGAGGAGAAGGCGGCAUCUUUGUUGGAGAACAAGGAGAAAGGCAUUAUUCCAAACAUCUCCUGCUUGGUUCUCUUCGACGACUUCAGCGGAGCCUUAGUGGAGAGGGCCCAGAAGUGCGAGGUGGAGGUUUUGAAACUGGAGCAGCUCAUGGAGCUGGGCAGGCAGAACCUCAAAGAUCCUGUGCCGCCCCAGCCUCAGGAUCUGGCCGUGGUCUGCUUCACCAGUGGAACCACAGGGAAGCCCAAGGGAGCCAUGAUCACCCACGGCAACAUCGCCUCCAACACUUCCUCUGUCAUUAAGAUCCUGGAGGGUUCGUUUGUGAUCCGACAGGAGGAUGUGUCGAUCUCUUACCUGCCGCUUGCCCACAUGUUUGAGAGGAUGAUUCAGGUCUCCAUGUUCUGCCAUGGGGCCCGAGUAGGAUUCUACCAAGGGGACAUUUCUCUACUUAUGGAUGACAUUAAAACUCUCAAACCUACUUUCUUUCCUGUCGUGCCUCGUCUGCUCAACCGCAUCUAUGACAAGAUCCUGGGCUCUGUGACCUCUCCGUUCAGACGGGCUUUGCUUCACUACGCCGUGAGGAGGAAGCAGGCAGAGCUCAGCAGCGGAGUCGUGCGUAACAACAGUCUGUGGGACAAACUGGUCUUCAACAGGAUCCAGUCCAGCUUAGGAGGUAAUCUACGCUUCGCCCUGACUGCUUCAGCGCCCAUCUCCACCACGGUGCUGUCCUUCCUCAGAGCCACUCUGGGCUGCCUCAUAUUUGAGGGUUAUGGACAGACGGAGUGCACCGCAGGCUGCACGUUCUCGAUGCCGGGCGACUGGAGCACAGGUCACGUUGGCGCUCCUUUACCCUGUGCCAUGGUGAAGCUGGUCGACAUCCCCGACAUGAACUACUACGCUAAGAACGGAGAGGGAGAGAUUUGUAUUCGUGGCCCCAGUGUGUUCAGAGGCUACCUGAGGGACCCUGAACGGACAGCUGAGGCCUUGGACAGCGAUGGCUGGCUGCACUCUGGAGACGUGGGCCAGUGGCUUCCAAAUGGGACGUUACGCAUCAUUGACAGAAAGAAGCACAUCUUCAAGCUGUCGCAGGGAGAGUACAUCGCUCCAGAGAAGAUAGAGAAUGUCUACAUGCGUUGUAUUCCUGUUCUCCAGGUGUUUGUGCACGGAGAUAGUUUGCAGUCCUAUCUCAUAGGCAUAGUUGUGCCUGACCCCGAGGUGUUUGUGGACUGGGCUAAAGAUCGGGGAUUUGUAGGAUCCCAUGAGGAGCUGUGCCAAAAUCCUGAUGUAAAGAACGCAGUAUUAGAGGACAUGAAAGCUGUGGGGAAGGAAGCAGGACUGAAGUCGUUUGAACAAGUAAAGGAUCUUUACUUGCAUCCAGAGACGUUCACUGUCGCCAACGGCCUUCUCACGCCCACCUUGAAAAGCAGACGCACCGACAUCCGCAGAGUCUUUCAGGAACAGAUAUCUAGCAUGUACAGCAAGACGCCGAUUUAACUCCACUCAGUAAUUUUACACACAACGCCCGAAGGUGUCCAAUAAGAGAAAACAUCGGACCUGGGGGAUGACAUGAAACAUUCUGAAGUGCCUCAUCUAAAAUCUACAACUGAAUAUAUUUUGGAAUUUAUUAUAUUUUAAAGAAAUUUUAACUGGUGUCCACCAGUGACCAAUUCUUACACAUCCACUGAUCAGCCGCAACACUGAAAGCACCUGGCUCAGACAUUAGAAGCAUAUCUUUUAAGGCUUGUCAGUUGCAGGACGGCUUCUGUGAAUCUGACUUGUUUUCUAGCACAACCACAGACGCUCUACUGGAUCGACAUCUGAACAGUUUGGAGGCUAAGUCAACACCUUGAGCUUUUUGUCAUGUUCCUCAAACAACUCCUGAACAGUGUUUGUGAUAUUGCAUCAUCCUUACAGAGGGAUCAGCAUGUCCACUCUGAGCCUCUGCAGGUAGCUGUGAUGUGUAACUCUUGUAUCGUAGGCUAAGUUAAGGUUUCAGCAGUUUGUACUAUCAUAGCUCUUCUGUGGAAUCAGACCUCCAUGACCCCGUCACCGAUUUACUGGUUGUCGUUCCUUGGACCUCUUGGACCCACUGCAUACUGGGAACACUCUACAAGAGUUGCGUGAGAUGUGCUGAUCCAGCCUCAGAUUCCUCUGAUUCAUAUUUUAUUUCCGCCUUCCACCACAUAAACUUCAACAAGUGACUGUUAAAUUGCUGUCUAAUUUAUCCAACUCCUUGACAGGUGCCAUUGUAAUGAGAGAAUCAAUGUUAAUCACUUCACAGGUCAACAGGUUUGAUAUUAUGUCAUUAUGACCACUGACAGCUGAAGUGAAUAACAUCGAUCAUCUUGCUAUAAUGCAACGUUCUGCUGGGAAACCUUAAGUCCUAACACUUAUGUGGAUGUUUGAUAUGUACCAUUCACCUAAACAUUACAGGUCAAGCAACCCCCCGUGGCAACAGCAGUCCUUGAUACCAGUUGCCACCCUCAGCAGGACAAUGCACCCCAACACACCGUAAGAACUGCUCAGGAGUGUCCCAGGGAACAUGACAGAGCUAAGCUGUUCACUCGGAUUCCACACCCCCCCAGAUCCAAAUCUUAUUGAGCAUCUGUGGGAUGUGCCAGCAUAAGCCUGAUCGAGGUAGGUCCCAGAGAAUUCACUGAAGCAGGACAUCCCCAGAGGUCCUGUAACAGAGGAGUUUUAGCAGCAUAAAGGGACCAAAACAAUAUUAGACAGGUGGUCAUAAGGUUACGCCUGAUUGGUGGUCAUGUAACGUCUUCACAUGAACACUAAGAGGAUGGGUCCAAACUGUUUAAAUUGAUGUCUUUUCCACUAAUUCAAGGCUCACUGGAGAAUUUUACAGGAGCAUAAAUUAUUGUUUAGUUGUAUAGUGGAGAAUCACAGAAGUUACUAGAAAGUCUCCUUCAGAAACAUCGAUACUUUGCACUGUUAUUUCCCCAAGUAAGGAUUUUCAAAGGGACGGUUACAGCUUUUUGGAUGCCGUUUCUCAUUGGAGUUCCAUUAACUGUAGGUUUCUUAUAACACGGCUGUUGGAUGAUUUAGGCUUUUUAAGAACAUGUUAGCUCGUUGGUCACAUGGUUUUCUAACUGGUUCUGAGGCAUUUCAUAAACAACUUGACCUUAAAGUUAAACUUUUAGUGAGCGUUUCAACCUGCAGUGAUUUGGAAAGAUAAAGCUGAACUGUACAUAUUGCUUAUGUUAAGAUUUGCCAACAGGACACUACUGACUAAUUCCAGUGAAGCAAAAGAACAGAAAUAAAGAAUAGUAAUGGA
This is a messenger RNA of Acanthochromis polyacanthus (spiny chromis), 4073 nucleotides long. RefSeq names its product acyl-CoA synthetase long chain family member 2 (gene acsl2). Gene Ontology annotation, molecular function: arachidonate-CoA ligase activity. Gene Ontology annotation, cellular component: endoplasmic reticulum; membrane. The record is from RefSeq and is a predicted model, not a curated record. Gene Ontology annotation, biological process: long-chain fatty-acyl-CoA biosynthetic process; very long-chain fatty acid metabolic process; long-chain fatty acid metabolic process. The transcript has 20 exons. Bases 128 to 2278 code for a protein of 716 amino acids. Lineage: Eukaryota; Metazoa; Chordata; Actinopteri; Pomacentridae.